This is a messenger RNA of Xenia sp. Carnegie-2017, 1615 nucleotides long. RefSeq names its product lanC-like protein 2. Gene Ontology annotation, cellular component: plasma membrane. NCBI's taxonomy places the organism in Eukaryota, Metazoa, Cnidaria, Anthozoa, Malacalcyonacea, Xeniidae. The record is from RefSeq and is a predicted model, not a curated record. The coding region runs from base 204 to 1424 and encodes 406 amino acids. Gene Ontology annotation, biological process: peptide modification; carbohydrate metabolic process. The transcript is spliced from 9 exons.
CUAUAUGUUUACUACGUUGGUCGCUGGGCAAGACUAGUAGAAUUUGUAACAGAGUAUUUCGUUAAAAGGGGCUCAUACUGUCCAACUGGAACAUGACUGCAAAUGUUAUUUAUGUAUAAACAAGCAUAAAUGAAUAAGGAAGUCAACUUUCAAUAAUAAAUCUUAUUUCUAAUUCUAUUUUACUGGUUAUUCAAUUUUUGGAAAUGAGUGGAAAAAGAGAAUUUGAAAAUCCUUAUUCUGAUGAAAUAAGUGGCAAACUUGUUGAGAAUUCUGGAAAGGUUUGCCAACCUUUAGAGCUUCGAUUGAGACAUAAUAUUGAGAAGUAUUUAAACCAUUUACAUAAUGGCUUGAAGUAUUCGAAUCCCCAUGAUUACUCUGUUUACACUGGAUCUGCUGGUAUUGCAUUACUUUACCUUCAUGUCGCCUCAACUGUUUUAUCUCAAAAUGUGGGUGAACAAACAAGGUUGUUGACCAAAGCUACAGAUAUUAUUGAAGGUGAUUUGCGCAGACUGAGCAGAAGGCGUGUCACAUUUCUUUGUGGUGAUUCAGGUAUUUUAUCCAUUGCUGCAGUGUUGUAUGCAAAGCUCGGACAAAAACAAAAAAGUGAUGAAUGUCUAUCUGCCCUAUGCUCCUUGCAUCGUGACAUAGGAGAUGAUUUGUCUCUGCCAGAUGAAUUGCUGUAUGGUAAAGCAGGAUACCUCUAUUCUCUCUUAUUUGUAAAAACUCAUUUAGGAAAAGACCAGUUGUUGGAUCAUAUUGCUGAAAAGGUUGCCUCAGCCAUGUUGCAUUCUGGAGUUAGUCUUGCUCAAAAGAAACAUACCACAUCUCCCCUAAUGUAUGCUUGGCAUGGUAAAUAUUACGUUGGAGCUGCUCAUGGUAUUGCUGGAAUAUUGUACAUGUUAUUACAGCUUCAUCCAUACAGUCAUGCUGUGAAAGAACAUAUAAACGAAAUUCAGGGCAGUAUUGACUAUCUACUCACAGUACGAUUCCCAUCGGGAAACUAUCCAUCCUCCUUUGAAAAUGAAAAGGAUCGUCUGAUCCACUGGUGUCAUGGUGCUCCUGGAGUUGUGUUUUUAAUGUUGAAAGCAUUUCAGGUGUUUGAAGAAAAGAGGUACCUGGAUGCGGCAAUAUCUUGUGGGGAAGUUGUUUGGAAACGUGGUUUGUUAAAGAAAGGUUAUGGUAUUUGCCAUGGUGUUUCUGGGAAUGCCUACACCUUUUUAGCCCUUUAUAAACAUACGGAAAAUGAGCUUUAUCUUCAUAGAGCAUUGAAGUUUGCUGAAUGGACAUUUUCGUAUGGGGAACAUGAUUGUCGGACUCCUGACGCACCGUUCUCAUUGUUCGAAGGACUCGCGGGAACCAUUUAUUUUUGGUCAGAUCUUCUCGAUACCAAGAAAUCUCGCUUUCCAGCUUUUGAACUUGGCUAGAAAACAUUUGGCUACGUAAAAGAAAGUUUGUGUAUUGUAUGUAAACGUAAAUCACAAUUUACUCGCCUUUUCACAACAGGUUCACUUUCCUUUUCAAGAAUUGCAUAAUAAUUAUAAAGUUAAAUGCAUGUUGUGCAAACAAAGUUGUAAAAAAGAUUUUGUUAAAAAAUAGAGAGUAAUCACUUCUAAAA